This is a messenger RNA of Diorhabda carinulata, 1529 nucleotides long. It is a transcript of the gene ATP6AP2, whose product is annotated as ATPase H(+)-transporting accessory protein 2. The record is from RefSeq and is a predicted model, not a curated record. The coding region runs from base 76 to 1077 and encodes 333 amino acids. The transcript is spliced from 5 exons. Gene Ontology annotation, biological process: positive regulation of Wnt signaling pathway. Lineage: Eukaryota; Metazoa; Arthropoda; Insecta; Coleoptera; Chrysomelidae. Gene Ontology annotation, molecular function: signaling receptor activity. Gene Ontology annotation, cellular component: external side of plasma membrane; membrane.
AUUAAUGUAUCUCAACCUCAACUGUCAUUAUCAUAUGAUUUGUUUGGGUGUGUGGUGGUUAAAGUUAGUAGUAAAAUGAUCUUUUUCAUGUCAUUAGCAUUUUUACUCAUUUCUACGGUUCACGGGGCUGGAGAAUUCUCAGUGAUUCAUCAUGCACCUAGUCUUCUUUUCAAAGGUCAUGAAGCAUUAAGAGAGAGUACUCUUAAAGAAGUCUAUGCAGCUUCAUUGGGUUUCUCUACUGAACAUUUUUCUACAUGGAGAGGUAUGUACUUAUUGGAUCCAUUUGAUGUGGCUCAAGCAAUAGUUACCGUUUAUGUUGAUGGAGUGUCUAAUAUCGACCAUCAGAAAGGACACAGGUUCCCUCUCAAGACUGAUAUAGGCGAAUCUAACAUCUUUGAAAAUUUGGAGAGACGAAUAGAUGAACAUUAUCCUGAAGAGAAAACUAAUUUAGUCAGGAUUGAACUCUCCAAUGGAUUAGAAGAUGUUCGCAAAUAUUCAGUUUUUGAAGACAUUGGGUCAAGCAAAAUUGAACAAAUUAAGCACAGAGUUUUGAGAUUAGAUUUGGAGGAAGAUAGAAGAUUUAUUAAAGAAAUGACUUUGUUGAAUGCUAUUGCUAAAGAAGUUAAAAAAGGCACUAUUACAAAAGAUAAUGUUCCUGAUGUAUUUUGGUUUGAAGUUUCUGGUCUUCAUGCACUUAUCGAUCUAUAUGGAGACAAUUCCACUCAAGUAAUAGAAGCUAAACAAAUUUUGCAUGAAGUUAUCUUGAGACUUAACACUGCAUUUGUUAAAUUAUAUGAUGGAUUUGUACUCACUACUGUUAUAACUAGCGAUGCCAGCCAUACUAGGAGAGGAAGGAGUGUUCUUGCAAGUGGUAGUGACUCGAGUGACAAAACUGAAUAUAACUUGGCGUCUUACUACAACCCGGAUUUCCCUGUUAUGUUCAACAUUAUUCUUUGGUUUGGAGUAGUUAUGCUAUUUUCUAUCAUUGCUAUAUGUAUGGCUAUUGGUAACAUGGAUCCUGGUCGUGAUUCCAUAAUUUACCGUAUGACAAGUACCAGAAUGAAGAAGGACAAUUAAAUAUGUUUCAUUCUGUUUUUUCAAGGUUCAGUUAGAAAUACAGAAGUUUUCCGUUAUUUAAGUUGAAAUGUUAUAAAAAUAGUUUCCACCUUGGAUUAGAAAUUUUUCAUUCUAUUUUCAACUGAACACUGAGAAAUAAAUUCCUUGCGUGGAAUAUUUCAUUGUUUGUAGUGUAUUGUGUAAAACAAAUUCAAGUGAUUCAAAAAAUAUUUAUAAAUGUUCAAACUAUACUGAUAUUUCUCAAAUAGAAAUUAUCCCUAAAUCCUUCAAAAAUGAUAAGUAUAUAUAUUAUACCAUUGGUUUAUGCAUCUUUGCUAGCAUUAUAAUAAAGACAGUAUUUUAUUGUUUUGUUUUAGUGAAAUUAUACUUUGUUAUGUACAUAAAGAACAAAAAAACUAUUGUACAUUUUGAGUUUGAGGCACAUUCCCUUGUAAAUAGAAAUAUAAUAAAAA